This is a messenger RNA of Engraulis encrasicolus (European anchovy), 6537 nucleotides long. RefSeq names its product SATB homeobox 1b (gene satb1b). Gene Ontology annotation, biological process: regulation of transcription by RNA polymerase II; chromatin remodeling. Gene Ontology annotation, molecular function: RNA polymerase II cis-regulatory region sequence-specific DNA binding; DNA-binding transcription factor activity, RNA polymerase II-specific. The transcript is spliced from 13 exons. NCBI's taxonomy places the organism in Eukaryota, Metazoa, Chordata, Actinopteri, Clupeiformes, Engraulidae. The record is from RefSeq and is a predicted model, not a curated record. The coding region runs from base 1892 to 4762 and encodes 956 amino acids.
ACUGUCCCGAGAUGUCAGCCCUCCCACACAUUGCCAGUGCGAGGUUAGGGACGUGUCAUGUUUGUUGUGGCCAGGAUACCUGCUGUAGUCCCGCAAUCCGAUCUAUGUUUUUGGAGGUUUUGGGUGGGAGAAUGUCACUUUAUGGCACCUGUGAACGCCUGCGUGCGCACCGUAGCCCUUUUCCCCGGCGAGUAGCCCACAAUGUGCCGUAGACGAUGCGAGAGUAUGGAACAGAUGGCGAGUGAUUUUCCAACAACAAAUGUACAACGGGUUGUCGAAAUAUGCAUAGCCGAGGCUACUACACACACGCGAUGAGAUUUGCCUUAUGAUUUUCACCCUAUACGAUGCGUUACAUCAACUUCGCCGUCACAAAACAUCCUAUUCUUUAUGCGCAAUCUCAUUGAAUCAGAUAAAUAGUUGUCAUUAAUAAGGUUGCAAAAUCAUCGCCGCUGUCUCGAACGCAUUUAGUAGGCCUAUAAACGGCUCCAAAUUCUAUCCGAGGUUCAACAAAAAGUAUAGGCUACAGUCGAGCUGCGAGUCGACUGGAAGCUAAAGGCUUGCACUGGCGUAGAACAAUACAGCUGAAUUUGGCAGUGGAUGCACAAUGCUGUAUUUUCGUAUUGAUGGCAGUGGAAUGGUCGAAGGUCCGGCGCAAGGCCUUUUUCGCUCGUUAGCUUGUACAGCUCUUCGUAUGUAAUGUUGUUUACUCGAAUAGGCGUUUGUGAGCAUGUGUAUGUAUGCGUGUGUGUGUUAUUCAGUAAUAAAUGCAGAACCGCCUCACUCUAAUCAAGCUGAUUAAAAAUUCCUGCGCGCACAGCCGGAAAUCGCACCAUCCUCUCUGUUUUCUCCGCACUUUUGAGUUUAUUUUCGAGUCCUUCCUCCACCAGGACAUCGCCUGUCACGGGAGACGGUCUCGAUCGACUUGAAAUCCAUCCCAAACCUGCUUGUUACGGGUGUAUUUUCUUUUGAAAUGAGGAGGAAAAGGAAAGCAGAGGCAGCGCCAGCACCAGCGAGCGGAGUGAUGAGUCAAUACAACUAAUAAUUUAAUGGGGACACAGGAAAGGAAGAAAGAAAGGAGAGCUCCGUCCGGGCACAAUUUAAACGAACUGAAAACAGUACAACCCAUGGAACUGUUAUGCAUCUAUGUAUGCCUUAAUCUGCUUCGAUGUCGCAAAGUAAAUCGUACUUUUAACCUGUUUGGGUCCGCAGAUCGUAGCUACGUCGUCUCUCCAUGAGAACCAGAUUAUUGUCGCUUCAUGAUCUCCCGGACAGUCGCGAGGCUAAAUUAAUUGUACGCCCUUUUAUUUUACAUGCUGACAUUCCCCUUGCAUAUCAGAGGGCUUGUCGCUUGUGACUGCAUGCAGCAAUGGUUACUUUUAUUUUCGACGUGUUGUGUAGCCAACGUAAGAACGCCGUAUAGUCCUGGUGGGUUUGGAGACACUAAACUCGCUGCACUUGUAACCGAUACCCUACUAUGCUGUUGACAGCGAUAACUUUCUUUUUGAAGGGGUUAAUAUUCCUUUGACACGGCGAAAGAAAUCCGACAACUUGGUAGGAUACCAACAACUGCUUUUUGGAUAGUCUUGAAUUGACCAUAGCCUUGGCUGACGGCUUUUGGUUAAUCCGUAUCGUUGGAUGUUGUAUUGAAUGUUGGGUUGUCACUUGUUUUGGAUGCUAUGCGAAUCGCCUCUCUGCCGUCAAGAAGAAGUCGGGUUUUUUUGCAACAGGACUGUAGAUACCUGCUAAUAAGUCAGUCAUAGAGAGCAUCAGACAUUGAAGUUGUCAUUCUCCUUACAAAACUUGAAGACACUUUUCAACCCGACGACUUUAUAUGCUUUCGACUUCUGAAGUGCAGACUUGCAGGUGAUAGCAAGCAGAGGCGCUGAGAGCGAUGGAGCAUCUCGGCGAGACAUGCCUGGGGAAGGAGAACUGUGGGGAGGUGAUGGUAGGGGGCGGCGGUGGCGUUGGUGGCGGUGGCGGCGUGGGUAUCGUCCUGGGCGAGGCCAAGGGGCCCCCGGCCAAGCUGGCUCGCCUGGAGCAGAACGGCAGCCCGCUGGGACGAUCCCGCCUGGGCAGCGCCGGGGCCAAGCUGGCCGGAGUCGGAGUGCCCUUCAAGCCCUCCUCACACCUACUCAAGGCCUGCCAUAAGAGGGGCAACAUGCUGCCAGUGUUCUGCGUGGUGGAGCACUACGAGAGCCCCCUGGAGUUCGACAGUAAGGAGGAGCAUGCCGAGUUCGUGCUGGUCAGGAAGGACAUGCUCUUCAACCAGCUCAUAGAGAUGGCCCUGCUCUCCCUCGGCUACUCACACAGCUCCGCAGCACAGGCCAAAGGUCUGAUCCAGGUGGGCAAGUGGAACCCGGUGCCGCUGUCCUACGUGACGGACGCCCCCGACGCUACCGUGGCAGACAUGCUGCAGGACGUCUACCAUGUGGUCACACUGAAGAUCCAGUUGCACAGUUGUCCUAAACUGGAAGACUUGCCGCCCGAGCAGUGGACCCACUCUACAGUAAGAAAUGCCCUCAAGGAGUUACUCAAAGACAUGAACCAGAGCUCUUUGGCAAAAGAAUGUCCCUUAUCACAGAGUAUGAUUUCCUCCAUUGUGAACAGCACUUACUAUGCAAAUGUGUCUGCGGCGAAGUGUCAGGAAUUUGGGCGCUGGUAUAAACAUUUCAAGAAGACAAAAGAUAUGAUGGUCAUGCGCCAACCCUCCCAGCUGGAGGGCUACCUGGGGACCUGUGUCCUCCAUGACAGCCCGCGUGCCACCUCAGUAGCAGAAAUGGACGGCCUGUCGGACCUCUCCCCACCGGGCCCCAACCACAUGAGCUUCAGCCAGCAGCCCAUCCCGGGCAGCACGGCGGAGCAGUCCCCCUCGCCGGUCACCCUGCCCCACAGCGGCCAGGCCCCCGGUCGCGCCCAGCUGCCCGGCCUGCACCCGGGCCUGGUGUCCACGCCUAUCAGCCCUCAGCUGGUCAACCAGCAGCUGGUGAUGGCCCAGAUCCUCAACCAGCAGUACGCCGUCAACCGGCUGCUGGCGCAGCAGUCGCUCAGCCAGCAGUACCUGAACCACCCGCCCGUCAACCGGCAAUCGCUCAACAAGCCCAUGGACCAGCAGGUCAACUCCAACACAGAGGUGUCAGUCGAGAUCUACCAGUGGGUCCGCGACGAGCUGAAGCGCGCCGGCAUCUCCCAGGCCGUGUUCGCACGCGUGGCCUUCAACAGAACUCAGGGCCUGCUGUCUGAGAUCUUGCGUAAGGAGGAGGACCCCAAGACGGCGUCCCAGUCGCUGCUGGUCAACCUGCGCGCCAUGCAGAACUUCCUGCAGCUGCCUGAGGCCGAGCGCGACCGCAUCUACCAGGAGGAGCGCGAGAGGAGCCUCAACGCCGCCUCCGCCAUGGGCCCCGCCCCUCUCAUCAGCACCCCUCCCUCGCGGCCCGUACAGGUGGGCCUCCACACACACACACACACGGACGCACACAUUCAGCCAAGGCGAGAGGAAUGUAACAAUGUGAGACCUGAGGACUGGAACCCGAGAAUUCCAGUUGGAAUAUCUCCCGUGAGUAACUCACCGACCCACGUGGCCUAUAGGCGUGCGUAUCCCCUCCAGGUGAAGCCCUCCCCGCUGCCCAGCGAGUGGAACGGCAAGUCGGAGAGCUGCGUGCUCAACAUCAGCUCCUCCAUCUACGACGAGAUCCAGCAGGAGAUGAAGCGCGCCAAGGUGUCGCAGGCCAUGUUCGCCAAGGUGGCGGCCUCCAAGAGCCAGGGCUGGCUGUGUGAGCUGCUGCGCUGGAAGGAGGACCCGUCCCCAGAGAACCGCACGCUGUGGGAGAACCUGUCCAUGAUCCGCCGCUUCCUCAGCCUGCCGCAGGGGGAGCGCGACGCCAUCUACGAGCAGGAGAGCAACGGAGGACAACAGCAGCAGCAGCAGCAGCACCACGCGUCAGAGAGACCCACUCACCUCAUGCACCUGCCCACAGACCCACAGCAGCCUCUCCCCCAGCUGCAGCAUCCUCUGUCCCAGUCCCUAUCAUCCCAGUCCCAUCAACAACAACAGCAGCAACAACAACAACAACAACAACAACAACAACAACAACAGCAGCAACAGCAACAACAACAACAACAGCAGCAACAGACGGGCCCUAGGCUGCCCCCGCGCCAGCCCUCCACCGCCUCCCCGGCCGAGAGCGAGAGUGGCAGCGACGACGGUGGCGGCGGCCGCAAGUCCCGGCCGGCCAGCCGCAUCUCCCUGGAGGCGCUGGGCAUCCUGCAGAGCUUCAUCCAGGACGUAGGCCUGUAUCCGGACGAGGAGGCCAUCCACACGCUCUCCGCCCAGCUGGACCUGCCCAAGCAGACCAUCAUCAAGUUCUUCCAGAACCAGCGCUUCUACGUCAGCCACCCGGUCAAAAGCAAGGAGCAGCAGCAGCAGCAGCCGCCGGCGCCAGUGGCCAUCAUCGGGUUCCCCCCCCACGCCACGGUGACGUCGGCGGUGACGGCGGGGUCGGUGGCCAUGGCCGCCGCGACCGUGGCCUCCACCAACGCCAUGAACGCCCACACGGGGUCCACCUCGGGGUCCCCUCGCGGGGGCGGAGGCAGCAGCGGUGCAGGGAGCGACCAGGAGAUGACAGACUUCAAGGAGCAGGGCGGCGGGGAGCUGAUGGAUGGCAUGGAUGAAAGCACGCAGACCAGCAGCACCAUCUUCGCCAUCAAGAUGGAGGAGCACUUGGCCGCCGAGGCCCACCAGGCUGAACAGGAGGCCAAAGAGUAGAAGGCAGCGCGGCAGCACACCGCAGCUCUCAAUCCACUCUGAACCUGCCGUUCUCUUCUCUCCUGUUCCCUGCACUGUUAUUCCACAACCACCACCACCACCACCACCCCUGCUCCUGUAGAUCUGUGGUCUGAGUGUGUGAGUGUGUGGUCUGUGUGGUUGUCUCCUACUCUCUUGUUGCUCACUCCAUCUAUCCCUCUCUUUUUCCUCCCUCUCUCUCUCUCUCUCUCUCUCUCUCUGUCUCUCUCUCUCUCUCUCUCUCUUUCUAAGCAUCAUAUGGCCAACAUUGAUGGACUUGAUUGCAGAUAGACUCAGUUCACACUGCAGCGCUCUGCUUUUCCUCCAUUUUGUAAAUCCUGUAUUAUUCACUGUAAAGACUGAUGCAUCAUUGAAUAACCUGCACAAAAAAAUGAUAAAAGAGAAAAAGGAAAAAAAUCUAAGUCUGUUGCUGUGGAUAAUUGCUGACUGCACUUGAUGUCUGUUGUUUUUACACUGAUUUUGAGCUACUGAUUUACCAUUUAAAAAAAAAAAGAUUCAAUGGAGUUUGAUAGACUUUGAUAGAUGUUUACGUAUGUGGUGUUAACUGGAAUUUUUAAUCGCAUAUGAAACGGACGCAAAGAGGAGGACCAGGCCUUAAUGUUGAGGUACGGAGUCGAGCACCUGCUGACUGAUUUGUUAUUCUCUUAAAAAAAUAAAUGAAUAAAUAAACAAACAAAUAAAUAAACAACUCAGUGUGACAAAUCACUCAAACUCUGGACCCUCUGAUCUUUGGGCUCUUUGGGGAGUUUAGCUCAAUCUUAUCCUUUGUUUGGAAAGAAAAGAUAAAUAUAUUAUAUAGACAUAUAUUAAUUGUAAAAAAUAUACAGUCUUAAAGAAAAACUAUGCCAACAAAUGCCUUGUACUAUAUGGCACUGCCGAUGUUAAGAUUAUUUUGCAAACCUUUGUCACUGUACUUUUCGGAAUCUCCAUGCAGUUAAAAAGAAAUGUGAAUCACAACCUAUAUUUGUUUUUUGUUUUUAUUUCCAUGAAUUUUUCGUCCUACGUUAUUUAUUUGCUAUUCAUUCAGUGUUCUGACAAUGUAAUUAUGAUUUGAAAGGUUUCUGUUACAUAGCGCUUUUUUAUUUUACUGACUUUUUCUAUUUAUAAGUGUAAUUUUGAUGGGCAGUAAAAUCAAAAAGUGUCUUAACGUUUUAAAUGGAAAAAAAAUGUGCUUUAACGGUUGCCUAUGAAAAAAGUGCUGUAUGUCAAGCAACUCAUGCUACAAGCUUCACAAUUAAUGUUGUAUGCAAUUUUUACUCAUGCAAAUAAGCUUAGGUCAAUUACUAACUUAUAGGACACCUUAGAGACAACAACAUAUGCAAUUUGUGUGGAAAUUAAAUGUUUGCCAUGUGUCUUCCUUUGGUUAACAAUCCAAUUCAAAAAGCUAUCCCUGUACAAAAUACUCUGUAUAAAAAAGUGUUUCUUUUUUAUGAGUUUAAUGCAAUGAGAACACCAGUUAUUUUGUUACGACUGACUGUUUUAUAAGUGUUUCUCUGUUUCUUUAUGCAGAAAUGUUAUAACUAGGAGUGGUAAUUGAUUGUUAAUGACACAAUUAAACUGUUUGUAUUGUACCCCCAGAAUCUUUGCUUUCAUGUGACCCAGAUGACCCAGUUGACAGAAUGACACACUAAUGUAAACUGAUAUGUCAUGAAAAGAUGCUGUGACGGUAUAUAGUGAAUAAUAACAAUGCUUUUAUAAUUUCCCCUGAAAACAAUGUUGUUCAGACUUUCAAAUGC